Messenger RNA from Microtus ochrogaster (prairie vole), 1028 nucleotides. RefSeq names its product SAM pointed domain containing ETS transcription factor (gene Spdef). Gene Ontology annotation, molecular function: sequence-specific DNA binding; DNA-binding transcription factor activity, RNA polymerase II-specific. Gene Ontology annotation, biological process: regulation of transcription by RNA polymerase II; cell differentiation. Gene Ontology annotation, cellular component: nucleus. The record is from RefSeq and is a predicted model, not a curated record. Lineage: Eukaryota; Metazoa; Chordata; Mammalia; Rodentia; Cricetidae.
CGGUGGACAGCAGGCGGCUAACGGACGCAGCCACAAGACUCAGCGGCAGCAUGGGCAGCGCCAGUCCGGGCCUGAGCGUCGUGUCCCCUGGUUGCCUGCUGCUGUCCCCAGAUGUGGCACUGCGGACAGGUGUGGAGAAGCCGGCGGUGGAAACAGUGGGUCCUGAGAAGCGGGAAUGGAGCCCCAGCCCACCGGCCACCCCUGAACAGGGCCUGUCUGCCUUCUACCUCUCCUACUUCAACAUGUACCCCGAGGAUGGCAGCUGGGUAGCCAAGGUCCCCGCGGCCAGUGCCAGGGAGGAACCGCUGGAGGAGCCUGAGCAGUGUCCGGUCAUUGACAGCCAGGCCUCUGGGAGCAGUCUGGAUGAGCACUCACUAGAGCAGGUGCAGUCCAUGGUGGUGGGUGAAGUCCUGAAGGACAUCGAGACCGCGUGCAAGCUACUCAACAUCACAGCAGACCCUGGGGACUGGAGCCCUGGAAACGUGCAGAAGUGGCUGCUGUGGACAGAGCACCAGUACCGGCUGCCUCCAGCAGGCAAAGCCUUCCAGGAGCUGGGCGGCAAGGAGCUGUGUGCCAUGUCGGAGGAGCAGUUCCGCCAGCGUGCGCCCUUGGGUGGGGACGUGCUACAUGCCCACCUGGACAUCUGGAAGUCAGCGGCCUGGAUGAAGGAGAGGACCUCGCCCGGGGCCCUUCACUACUGCGCCUCCACCAGCGAGGAGGGAUGGACAGACGGCGAGGUGGAUUCGUCGUGCUCCGGGCAACCCAUUCACCUGUGGCAGUUCCUCAAAGAGCUGCUGCUCAAGCCCCACAGCUACGGCCGCUUCAUCCGCUGGCUCAACAAGGAGAAAGGCAUCUUCAAAAUUGAGGACUCUGCCCAGGUGGCCCGGCUGUGGGGUGUGCGCAAGAACCGGCCGGCCAUGAACUACGAUAAGCUAAGUCGCUCCAUCCGCCAGUAUUACAAGAAGGGGAUCAUCCGCAAACCCGACAUCUCUCAGCGCCUGGUCUACCAGUUCGUACAUCCUGUCUGA